Molecule: messenger RNA, 282 nt
Organism: Penicillium cosmopolitanum
Lineage: Eukaryota; Fungi; Ascomycota; Eurotiomycetes; Eurotiales; Aspergillaceae
Exons: 2
Coding region: 1-282 (93 amino acids)
Source: RefSeq, a predicted model, not a curated record
AUGGACUAUCCUACUCGCCGAUCCAGUCGAUUGCAUGCCAGACAAGUCUUUGCUCGAGCCAACUUUCCGUUGCGAGCAUACGGACCCAGAAGAGGGAUGGCGCUUCUCAAGAUCGGUCUGUUCGGCACUGUUGGCUACUUCGUCGCGAAGAAGCUUUUUAAGUUCAGUAGUCAACAGGAAUACUUCGACGGCUCGGGCAGUGGUGACGGAAGCAAUGGAUACAAGAUGUUGGGAUGGGCUUCGACUUACUCAAGAUUCUAUGAGGCAAAUUGGGACUGUUAG